AUGGACACUUGUUAUCAUAUCCAGAUUGCCACAUCGCCUUCCAUUUCACUCCUUUUGGACACAGGAGCCCCAGGUUCCAGUGGAGCUAACUUUCUCUACCUGCUUUGCUCCUGGGAACACGUCUCCCAACCUCUCCAGCCCUGGCACAAACCCAGCAGUCUCAGGUGCAGUUAUAUUUCUUGUUGCAAUCUGGAAUUACAAGCUGCUAAGAAGAAAACCUCAGAAUCAGGCAAAGUGGCUAAAAAGACUGCCCAGGGGGCGGAGAGAGGUCUUUACACCCCAAAGAAGACCAAUUUACCUCUAUUUUUUCAACCACAGAGAAUUUUCCAGCUUUUUUAUAUUCUGCUCAGCUGUGAAAAUGAGGCACAGCACCAAGAUGGCUAUGGAAGCAGGCCCCGAGUUACAAAUGAUGAAGGGCCGGUUGGAAAACCAUUCUCCCCACCAUUCUCUGGGCACCAAGAAUGGAAACAGCUGCGAUCCUCAGAGCCUUCUGCCGCUCACCCUCCCCGGCCCCACCCUUCUUCCCUGGCUCACACCUCAUCAUGUCCCCUGGACACACCACCUUCUGGCCGGACUCCUGCCUUCUGUUCCAUGCCGGCUCUAUUGCCAAACUUUUCCUUCUCAUAA
Molecule: messenger RNA, 627 nt
Organism: Rangifer tarandus platyrhynchus (Svalbard reindeer)
Lineage: Eukaryota; Metazoa; Chordata; Mammalia; Artiodactyla; Cervidae
Source: the annotation of a GenBank genome assembly